UAAAUUCAACCUCUCACAACUCAAAAAUCCUUCCUCAGUUCCUACCUGACAUCCGACCACAGCAAAAAUGUCCACCCAUCCUCAAGUCACCUGGGCCCAGCGAAGCUCCGCCACCGUGCCAGAGAAGAAUAUUCUCUAUGUGACUGUUGAUCUGCCCGACAUCGUACCGGACACCCUUCAACUUGAUUUCAAAGAAGACUCGAUAUCCUUCAAGGCAACGGCCGGAAAUGCCGCUAGGGGACUGCCUGAGAAAGGCUAUGCAUUUACUCUUGAUCUCUAUGCGUCUAUCGUACCGGAGGAAACUAAGAAGGUUCUCUCUUCGCGCCACUUAGCCUUGCAGCUACGCAAGAAGGAAGUGCAGGCUGAGUAUUGGCCUCGCCUGACCAAGAUCAAGACGCCUUGGCUGAAGACAGACUUCACCAAGUGGGUUGACGAAGAAGAGCAGGAUGGCGUGACAGAGCCCGAUGAUCUGGGAGGAAUGGGAGAUAUGGGUAUGGGCGAUAUGAGCGGUAUGCCAGGGAUGGGAGGUAUGGGCGGCAUGCCAGGGAUGGGAGGCAUGGGCGGUAUGCCGGGAGGAUCCGACUUCAAUUUUGAGGAGAUGAUGGCGAAAAUCAAUGCCGGCUCACCAGGUGCAGCACCGGGUGGCGCAGACGAGGAUGAUGAGGACGACGACGACGACGAUGUACCUCCUCCCCUGGAGGCCGCAGAACCAUCGUCCUCAAAGGAUCAAGAGGGAGAGGCAGGGAGUCACUGAUGUGUGGUAGAGGCACUUUGUGCCUAGGACUCAAAAAUGUCUUAUGUAAUCCGACCAUGUCGUCCGUCCCUAGUCGUUCCAGUACUCUGCAGGAGCAUCUCUUCGUGCAUCUGUUCAAUAUGCC
Molecule: messenger RNA, 878 nt
Organism: Dacryopinax primogenitus
Lineage: Eukaryota; Fungi; Basidiomycota; Dacrymycetes; Dacrymycetales; Dacrymycetaceae
Product: HSP20-like chaperone
Exons: 4
Coding region: 68-754 (228 amino acids)
Biological process (GO): protein folding; chaperone-mediated protein complex assembly
Cellular component (GO): cytosol; nucleus
Molecular function (GO): Hsp90 protein binding; protein-folding chaperone binding
Source: RefSeq, a predicted model, not a curated record